AUGACUCUGCACUUGUGUUCUUUGCUUGUCUUCUCCCUCCCUCAAGCACUUCAAAGCAGCACAAUUGACAGCAUAACUGCAUCAAGUCCACUGGUUCAGAACCAAACCCUUGUCUCUAGUAGUCAAAUCUUUGAGCUCGGGUUCUUCACGCCUAAAGGAUCAGCAAAGCAGUACGUAGGAAUAUGGUACAAGAAGAUGACUCCCUCCAGAGUCGUCUGGGUGGCCAACAGGGACAAGCCACUUGGACAUACAGAUCAAUCUGCUAGUUUAACAAUUGGGGAAGAUGGAAAUCUGAAGCUUCUUGAUGGGCGACAAAACACUGUGUGGUCUACUAAUGUCAUGGCAAAGUCGAAUUAUUCUGAAGCACUGCUUUCAGACUUUGGAAACUUUGUUCUUCAAGACAGGAACGAGAAUAUAAUGUGGGAAAGCUUUGAUGAGCCAACCGACACUCUCUUGCCAAACAUGAAGAUUGGAGUAAAUGUGAAAAAAGGAAAGAAACUAAACUUGACUUCCUGGAAAGGCGAAGAUGAUCCCUCACUCGGAAGCUUUGUCAUGGGAGUGACAUCGGAGACACCACCUCAGCUUUUCACUUGGAAUGGAUCAAGUCCUUACUGGAGAAGUGGACAGUGGGAUAAAACCAAGUUCAUCGGAAUACCGAACAUGACCAACACAUACUACGAUCUCCAACAAGAUAAUGUCCAGGGAACCUCAUAUUAUUACCUCAAUAAUUACAACAACUCCAUCUUUGGAUAUACUUUCAUCUCUUCUCAAGGAUCUGUAAAGUCAGUUUGUUGGACCAAUGGCUGGUUAACAUACUGGAAGGCACCGGCACCAACGAACCCUUGUGAAAUUUAUGGAAUAUGUGGCCCCUUUGGAGUUUGCAACCCGUUUAGUUCACCCAUGUGCAGAUGCUUAAAAGGUUUUAAACCUAGAUCAGAUGAAGAAUGGAACAGAGGAAACUGGACCAGAGGGUGCCUUAGGAAAAUGGAAUUGAAUUGUCAGAAAUCUGCAAGCGCAGCAACUUCAACAACUGUGGAAAAAGAUAUGUUCUGGCAAAUGAGACAAAUAAAAUUGCCUGAUUCCGCUGAUCAUUUGUUGAUAGAUAAUGUGGAAGGAUGUCAAAGUUGGUGCCUAGAAAACUGCUCGUGCUUGGCCUUUUCUUAUGUGAAUGCUAUAGGAUGUAUGGCUUGGAGUAAAGACCUUCUAGAUACUCAGCAAUUCUCCAUGGGUGGCGAAGAUCUAUUUAUUCGACUUGCGGAUGCGAGUGCGGGUGCGGAUACAGGCUGA
This is a messenger RNA of Eucalyptus grandis, 1287 nucleotides long. RefSeq names its product G-type lectin S-receptor-like serine/threonine-protein kinase At1g61370. Gene Ontology annotation, biological process: recognition of pollen. Bases 1 to 1287 code for a protein of 428 amino acids. The transcript has a single exon. The record is from RefSeq and is a predicted model, not a curated record. NCBI's taxonomy places the organism in Eukaryota, Viridiplantae, Streptophyta, Magnoliopsida, Myrtales, Myrtaceae.